Molecule: messenger RNA, 1203 nt
Organism: Penicillium expansum
Lineage: Eukaryota; Fungi; Ascomycota; Eurotiomycetes; Eurotiales; Aspergillaceae
Product: zinc-binding alcohol dehydrogenase family protein
Exons: 3
Coding region: 1-1203 (400 amino acids)
Molecular function (GO): oxidoreductase activity, acting on NAD(P)H
Source: RefSeq, a predicted model, not a curated record
AUGAUAACCUCUACAUCGCCCUAUAUCCAUUCCCAGCUCGCCCAGGGACUUGCACCUGCUAUCUCUUCCAUUUCUAGCACAGCUAAGGAAGAUUCACUGCCAAGAUCCCAGAUUGCCCUUGUCUUGCAAGGGUUACGCCAGCCAUAUACUAUAACCCCAGCCCAUCCAGUUCCCCUCUUAUCGUACCCCGACGAGCUCAUGAUCAAGAUCCAAGCCAUCGGACUAAACCCGAUUGACUGGAAAUCAGUUGACUAUGGCUUCGGGAUUCCCUCUCUCCCUUACAUUGCUGGUCGGGAUUUCGCUGGUGUGAUUAUAAAGGCACCUCGGGCAUCUUCCUAUAUAGAAGGCGAUGUGGUCCUCUGUGCAUCCACAGACUACCGUGAUCAACGAAAAGCAGCAUACCAAGAGUACGCUAUCGCCCAAGAACAUACAGUUUGCAAAUUGCCCUCCCAUGUUCCCGUCACACACGGUGCUGCCCUGGGGGUGGCCUAUGUGGCAGCCACCUUGGCUCUGGGGGUAUGUCUGGGCCUUCGGUUCCCGGCCUUAACAGGUAACGAUCUAUGCGACGUCCUGCAAUCGUUACCGCCCGACUCUUUCUCUGCUGAUGUUCGAUCCGAGUGUCAGGAGUCGAUCGACGAGCACGAGAGACCUUGUACAGGGGAUUGGGUCGCCAUAUGGGGUGGAUCGUCCACCAGUGCGCUAUUCUUGUCCCAGAUCGCUAGCCUUGCAGGCUUGAAAGUCAUCUUGGUAGUGGAUGUGGCGAGACACGGAGCAAGGCUAGCCAACUCUGGCUGUCUUCUCGUUGACUGCCACGAUCCCGCUAGGGCUGUCGUGACUAUUCGAGGCAUCACCCAGGGAAGCCUCCGAUUUGGAAUCGAUACCGUUGGCAAAGAAACUGCAACCCAACUCACCCAAUGUCUCGAAGCGGGUCCGGAAAAGAGAGCCCAUCUCGUUGCCUUGGCGGCGCUCCCGAAAAAAGAGGUACCAGGAAUUGUUUACCAUUCGGUACCCAUGAAGAUCUUCCACGAGGUGCCUGAAAUUGGGAAAUGUCUGAUGCUCUGGCUAGGAAUAGCUCUAGAAAAGAGCUUAUUAUCACUUCCCACCAUUUCAACAGUUCCAGGGGGUUUGAGUGGGAUCAACACAGCCUUGGAUCAAAUGCGCCAGGGCCAAGUGUCAGGCAGACGGCUGGUCGUUCCUAUUUAA